Molecule: messenger RNA, 791 nt
Organism: Ambispora leptoticha
Lineage: Eukaryota; Fungi; Glomeromycota; Glomeromycetes; Archaeosporales; Ambisporaceae
Source: the annotation of a GenBank genome assembly
GCAAUACUGGAAUUGGCUUAGCACACGUAUGUAGAGCAAAAGGGUAUAAUUGUGUGAUUUAUAUGCCAAAUACUCAAAGUCAAGAAAAGAUUAACUUGUUGCGUAUGUUAGGUGCUGAGGUAUAUCCAGUUCCAGCAGUUGCAUACGAAGAUCCUGAAAAUUAUAAUCAUCAAGCAGCUAGACAUGCCCAAAAUACACCAAAUGCUGUUUGGACAAAUCAAUUCGAUAAUAUUGCGAAUCGCCGGGCACACUAUGAAACCACGGGUCCAGAAAUUUGGGAUCAGACAAAUGGUGAAAUAGAUGGAUUCACAUGCUCCACUGGAACAGGAGGAACACUGGCCGGCACCACGCGAUUCUUGAAAGAAAAAAAUCCGAAAAUAAAAUCAUUUUUGGCCGAUCCACCUGGUUCUGUAUUAUUUAGUUAUUUCAAAAGUGGUGGAAAAUUAAUUGAAAGAACCGGCAGCUCUAUUACUGAAGGAAUUGGCCAGGGCCGAAUCACUUCUAAUCUACAGCCUGAUGUCGAUUUAAUAGAUGAUACACUUCAUAUUUCGGAUGAAAAAUCAAUUGAAAUGGUUUAUAGAUUAUUAGACGAAGAAGGCCUUUAUAUGGGAGCUUCCUCUGCAUUAAACGUUGUCGCUGCCGUUGAGAUGGCAAAAAUAUUGGGACCAGACUUCAAAGUGUCAUUUAGAUCGAAUUCAGCAUCUGAAUCGACCGAAUUAUGGGAUUUGCUGAAUAAUCAAUUAUGGAAUUUCACGGAUUCAGAUACCGAAUUCGAUCCUCAUAAAGAAUAG